AGAUUGAUGCCAACAAAAUUUGUCUCAUUUGCUCGAUGCUGCAUUUUCGUCAGUGAGCGAUACGCUUCUGCCGCAGCUGAGCAAAAUGUUGUGGUAAAGUUGAAAGAAAUUCUCCGAACAGCUGUAGGAGGUGAUUUGAAUGCAGCAGUGAAUAGUUUUGAACACUUGAGAGAAACCAACGACAUACCUGACUGGGGAGUUGUGAAAAUGUCAAGUAUUCUGCUGGAACACGGACAAGAAAAACAGUCGGAAAAUCUGUUGCGACAACACUAUCUUGACUACGGAGGAGAACAUCGCUUGGCCCGUAAAUCACUCAUCAAAGAGGAGCAGGUGGUUGCUGCACUUCUACGCGUGCUGAAUUCGGACGAUGUCAAAGGUGUUCAGCAGGCUCGUCAACUGUAUCAGUGGCUUCUAAAGGGCAAAUACUGCACAAACAAGGAUAUGUUCAUCGUUCUUUUUGUUGAAAAAGCAUACGAGGGCGGCGGAAUGAGUGCAGCACUGGCAGAGUUGAAAGCGUUGGCAAAUUUGGGUAAAGUGAAGUCGUUGUCACGAACUCUACACUUCUUACUUCUUAAAGCCAUGGAACUUCAAAAUGCAGAUGAAAUCUCACAAGUGAGAAGUGCCUUCGCGCCGGAUCUGGUUCCUUUGAACACAGUGGAUAAGAUGAGCGGGCUUAUUUUGCUUGAAUUAGGACGGAAAUCAGAUUUUGUAGAGCAUGUGAAGGGAAAGCGCUUGGAAAACGAUUAUUUCCGUUUUCUGCUAGAUCUGAGUGCCAAGCUGAAAACGCCAUCUGUACUACAGUCCCUGCUCGAUCUCUCCGUUCUUCUCCAAGUUCGACCUCAUGAAAAAGCAUCUCUUUAUGAUGAACUCAUCAAGAUUUAUGGCAAAAGCAAAGAAAUAGAUAGUCUGGAGAAAAUUUGCGAUUGUGUGCUGUCCGAAAAAGAAAAAGAGCAUUACCGGCAGACUAAAGCUCGACUGGCUCAUUUCUAUAGGUGCCUUCGAUUGGAAAUCCCUACAAAACUACUGCGGGCAUUGUGAUUUAUAUAUCUGAAUAAACGAAUCUCAGAG
This is a messenger RNA of Cylicocyclus nassatus, 1068 nucleotides long. Lineage: Eukaryota; Metazoa; Nematoda; Chromadorea; Rhabditida; Strongylidae. The record is from the annotation of a GenBank genome assembly.